This is a messenger RNA of Acanthosepion pharaonis, 468 nucleotides long. The record is from the annotation of a GenBank genome assembly. Lineage: Eukaryota; Metazoa; Mollusca; Cephalopoda; Sepiida; Sepiidae.
AUGAAUUUGCUCAUCUUACUCCCUCAAUUUCUUUCCACUCCUUUUCUCUCUCGGUGUCUAUUUUCUCUCUCUCCCCCACUCUCCCUCUGUAAAGUUUUUCUUCUUUUUCACUCAGUUUCUUUUUUCUCCCUUUCUCACCCAAUGUUUAUUCUCUUUGUCACUCUCAAUUUUUUUUUCUUUCCCUCAAUUUCUUUUCCUUCCCUUUUUCUUAAAAUUCCUUCCCUCUCAGUUUCUUUCACAAUGUCCUUCCUCUCACUCUCUCGCUCUCUCUCUCUCUCUCUCUCCCUCAGUUUCUUUUUUCUCUCUCUCUUUCUCAAUGUCUUUCUCUCCCUUUAUUUCUCAAUGUCUAUCCUCUAUCUCAAUUUAUUUUCAGUCUCUCUCUCAAUUUCUUUGCUCUCUUUCUCUCUCAUUGUCUUUCAUCUCCCAGUUUCUCACGGUAUCUAUCUUCUCUCUGUCUCAAUUUUAUAA